This is a messenger RNA of Zingiber officinale, 1802 nucleotides long. RefSeq names its product pectinesterase/pectinesterase inhibitor PPE8B-like. Gene Ontology annotation, biological process: cell wall modification. The record is from RefSeq and is a predicted model, not a curated record. Gene Ontology annotation, molecular function: pectinesterase inhibitor activity; pectinesterase activity. The coding region runs from base 154 to 1707 and encodes 517 amino acids. Lineage: Eukaryota; Viridiplantae; Streptophyta; Magnoliopsida; Zingiberales; Zingiberaceae. The transcript has 2 exons.
CGUUUAUUGGAAUCGAUAUAUCCUUCUCUGUGCAGCUGUCACGCGUUUUUUAUGCCUAUGUUACUAUGUACAUCGAUCAUCCCUGCAACCGCUCCGCUCCGCUCAUUCAAGAUCACUCUGCAUUAGCUCCUUCCUCGCUCGUGCAGAACGCUAAUGGCUUCUUCCGCCUUCGGGUUUACUUCUCUGCUUGUCGUCCUCCUCCUCCUACCUCAAGCUUUCUCAUCGAGCGCUGCCGCUUCCAGCGAGAAUGAUAUCUCUGAUUCUGCGGCGGCGAGUUCGCCGCCGUUCGUCCCCUCCGCCUCCUUCCGGUCCACUUUGCAGUCCACCCUCAUUCAGAUCAAGCGCGUGGCGUCGCUAAUUUCUAGAAUUCCAAGCGCCUUCGGCGACCGACGCCUCUCCGCCGCCAUCACCGACUGCCUCGAGCUCCUCGACCUCUCCUCCGACGAGCUCUCCUGGACCCUCUCCUCCUCCACUUCUAGCCCCUCGUCCGUCCCCGGCGGUGGCAUCGGCGACCGCCGAUUCGACCUUCGCUCCUGGAUGAGCGCCGCCCUCGGCAACCAGGAUACCUGCAAGGAGGGCCUCAGCGGCAAGUUCCACGCCUCAGUCAUCGACGACGGUCUGGAUACCAUCACCUCCCUCAUCUCCAACUCCCUCAGAGAAGUCGCCGGCGCCUCAGGUGGCGCCGGCAGCAGGAGACUAAUGGGGUUCCCGGAGUGGGUGUCUCCGGCCGACCGGAGGUUACUCCAGGUUUCCUCCCAACCGAAGUCGGCGGACGCCGUGGUGGCGCAGGACGGCACUGGGAAUUACGAUACGGUUUCGGACGCUGUGGCAGCUGCGCCGGACCAUAGCGCGCGGCGAUACGUGAUAUACGUGAAGAAGGGAGCGUACAAGGAGAACGUCGAGAUUAACAAAAAGAAGUGGAACUUAAUGAUCAUCGGCGACGGCGUCGGCCAAACUGUCAUCUCCGGCGACCGCAGCUACAUCGGCGGCUGGACCACAUAUCGCAGCGCAACCUUCGCGGUGAUGGGCAGCGGGUUCAUCGCGCGCGACCUGACGAUUGAGAACACGGCGGGGCCGGAAAAUCACCAGGCGGUGGCGCUCCGCUCCAACUCCGACCUCUCCGUCUACUACCGCUGCGAGUUUACCGGGUAUCAGGACACGGUCUACGCGCACUCCCUCCGCCAGUUCUACCGCGACUGCCGCAUCUCCGGCACCAUCGACUUCGUGUUCGGCGACGCCGCCGCCGUGUUCCAGAACUGCGAGCUCUCCGCGCGGCUGCCGCUGCCGAACCAGAAGAAUGCCUUCACCGCGCAGGGGCGGAGGGACCCCAACCAGAACACCGGCUUCUCCUUCCAGUUCUGCAACGUCACCGGCGAGGCCGACCUCACCAACGCCACGCCGACGUACUUGGGGCGGCCGUGGAAAGAAUACUCGCGGGUGGUGUUCAUGCAGUCCUAUCUCGGACCGAUAAUCCGGCCCGAGGGCUGGCUCGAGUGGGACCAGAACUUCGCGCUGGACACACUUUACUACGCGGAGUACAUGAACUAUGGGCCGGGUUCGGUUCUGGAUAACAGAGUCAAAUGGGCCGGGUACCACGUGCUGUCCGACUCAGCCAUGGCGGCCAAUUUCACUGUGGCUCAGUUCAUAGAUGGUGACUUGUGGUUGCCGGCCACCGGAGUUAAGUACACGGCGGGCUUGUCGGCGUAAUUAUCCGAAUUAAUGAUAAUUUGAGUUAAAACUUUUCAAUUAAUGGUUUAGAUAUUCCAAAGUUUCUAAUGGAAUUCGGAAAUCUUACUGAUCAA